Armigeres subalbatus is the source of this 934-nucleotide messenger RNA. RefSeq lists its product as uncharacterized. NCBI's taxonomy places the organism in Eukaryota, Metazoa, Arthropoda, Insecta, Diptera, Culicidae. The coding region runs from base 61 to 402 and encodes 113 amino acids. The record is from RefSeq and is a predicted model, not a curated record. The transcript has 3 exons.
ACUAAUUUAAUAAUACUCGAUGGGCCAGUAAGAUUCGUAGCGUUAUUUGGUCGCGAUUGGAUGGAUUUAUUUUAUCCUCAAUGGCGAAACACUUUCUUGACAACCAUGCCUAUUAAUUCGAUGGAACCCAAUCGACAAGAAAUAAAGGGUUAUGAUGCGGAUCUUGUGCUAAAGGAGGAUAGACCGGUAUUUCGUAAAGCUUAUGAUGUGCCUUUCAAGCUGAGAGAAAAAGUUGUACAACAUUUAGAUUCGUUGGAAAGACAAAAUGUGAUUUCCCCAAUCCAGGCAUGUCGUCAAUGCGCACAGGGACCAGCUAAAGCUCGUGAAACCAUCAAUGACCUAUUCGAGAUUGCCAAUAUCGAUACCAACAUCGACAAGGAAAAGGACGAGAAGCAUUUCUGAUGAGGAUGAGUUUCAUGGGUUUCCGGAUGUUCCACUAGUCCCGGAGAUCGAAGGGAAUAAUGGUAGGCGUUUCAAAAUAGCGAAGCGCAGUCCCAUUUCUACCCGCAGCCGUACGAGAACAAUUAAAGAUGCGACGAUCCAGAUUUGUGGUGGUGCUAGUGAUCAUGAGUGUUAACGGUUAUCUAAUUUAUUGUAAAAAGAAAAAAAGAGAAGAUUCUGAAAAAUAAGUUUAGCAAAUUACUAAAAAAAAACAAAAUUAAACUUUCGAAUAAGCAUGAAGUUUAGUACCAUAAGAAACACAUAAAAUUAUUCGCAAUUAUAAAAACAAACAAAAUUCCAUUUCCAUUUUCAAGAAUUUUGAUACGAUCGAUAUUUUAAACUAAAGGGAAAAGAACUGUUAUAUUCGAUAUAAGGUCUGAUACCAUGAAAUGAACUUUAUAGCUAAACGAUCACUAUAGUGAGUUCUGAGUUAUAAAUACUAUGUACGAAACAAUCUCGAUAAGAAUAAAUCUCUCUCUUGUAUCUAGACAUU